Messenger RNA from Daucus carota subsp. sativus, 1938 nucleotides. RefSeq lists its product as uncharacterized. Bases 1 to 1938 code for a protein of 645 amino acids. The record is from RefSeq and is a predicted model, not a curated record. NCBI's taxonomy places the organism in Eukaryota, Viridiplantae, Streptophyta, Magnoliopsida, Apiales, Apiaceae. The transcript is spliced from 3 exons.
AUGACUUUUUGGGGUUGUUUGGAUGAUUUGGUUCGGAGUAUUACUCUAGAUCAAUUUUUAUUUGUUGGUGGUGAUUUUAAUGGUCAUAUUGGUGCGAGAGCAGAUGGGUAUCAAGGUGUUCAUGGUGGGUUUGGUUAUGGUGUUAGAAAUGACAAUGGUUCGACGCUUUUGGAAUUUGCAACAGCACAUGAUUUAGUGAUUGUUAACUCUUCUUUCCGCAAGCGUGAUGACAAUCUAAUUACUUUUAGGAGUGGGGGACAUGCCACUCAAAUUGAUUAUCUUCUUAUUCGCAUGGAAGCUUGUGCUUCACAGCACCGUCUUUUAGUCAUGGAUUUGUCUUUGGAUGGCCCACCUAUGGAGGGAUUGAGAGUUGUUACACCUCGAAUUCUGUGGCGUAAUUUACAUGGAUCGAAAGUAGCAGAAUUUAAGGACAUGCUUGAGGGUUUUUUUAGGUUGGAAGAUGAUGUGGAUCAAAUGUGGAUACGUAUGGCUGAUUUAAUUCGAGGUGUGGCACGGAGGACGUUGGGAGUGGCUUCAGGGAUUGCAAAGGAGCAGAGAGAAUCUUGGUGGUGGAAUGAUGAUGUACAAGCCAAAGUGCAAUUUAAGAACGGAUGCUUUUUGGAAUUCAUGUCAUGUCCAGAAGGGCCAGAUCGGCAUAUAAAGCGGGAGUUAUUUAAACUUGCAAAAAGAAUGGCUAAACAGGCAGUUGCGGAAGCGAAAACUAAGGCGUAUCAAGACAUGUAUAAGCGUCUAGGUACUAAGGAGGGAGUGAAUGAAAUUUUUAAACUUGCAAAAGCACGUAACAAGCGCAGUCAUGAUAUUGGUGCGGUUCGAUAUAUAAAGGACGAGGGUGACCGGGUUUUGCUUUAUGAUGGGGAUAUUAUAGCGAGAUGGGGCAGGUAUUUCUCUGAGUUAUUUAACGCAGCUCGAGGGAGAGAGAUUGUAUUCGAGCAAGAGAAUGUCAAUGUUUCUCAUAAUGAUGUUGGUAUGAGUCAAGAUAUUACUAUGGCAGAGGUUCGCGUAGCUUUAGGCAUGAUGGGUAAGGGUAAAACAAUUGGGCUUGAUGAGAUUCCGAUUGAGGUGUGGCAGUGUUUGGGGGAACAGGGGGUACGAUGGUUAACAGCUCUUUUAAUGUCAUAUUUCGGACAUCCAGGAUGCCGAUCAUACGAUGAAACUUGGGAACGAGUUAUUGAGUGCAGGAUUCGAAGAAUUGUUACCAUUUCAGUGAAUCAAUUUGGUUUUAUGCCUGGGAGGUCCACCAUUGAGGCGAUUUAUCUCAUUCGCUGUCUUAUGGAGAAAUAUCGAGAGUGUCGUAAGGAUCUUCAUAUGGUGUUUAUAGAUCUUGAAAAGGCUUAUGAUAGUGUACCACGGGUCGUUCUUUGGAGAUGUUUAGCAGCGCGAGGAGUGCCGGAGGUGUAUAUUCGGACCAUACAGGAUAUGUAUUCAGCAGUGGGGACGUGUGUUAGGACACCCGUUGGGGAUACUCAGUAUUUUCCAGUUGAGGUGGGUCUUCAUCAAGGUUCGGUAUUAAGCCCUUUGCUUUUUAUAAUUGUUUUGGAUGUGAUUACCCGUGACAUUCAAGCUCCGGUGCCUUGGUGUAUGCUUUUUGCUGAUGAUAUUGUGUUAAUCGCUGAGUCUCGAAGUGAGGUUAAUGUGAAAUUGGAACAGUGGCGUAUGUCGUUGGAGGGUUAUGGAUUGCGUCUGAGCCGUUCUAAAACCGAGUAUCUCUGGGCCAAUUUCAGUGAGGAGAUUCAUGAGGCGGAUGUUGCUGUAUGUAUUGUGGAGGCUCGUGUACCACAAACUAAUACCUUUAAAUACUUGAGUUCUAUCAUUCAGAGUAAUGGCGAUAUUUCUGCGGAUGUUACACAUCGUAUUUCGACAGGAUGGCUUCAUUGGUGGGCUGCUACAGGGUGUUGUGUGAUAAGAAUGUACCUUUGA